Molecule: messenger RNA, 243 nt
Organism: Protopolystoma xenopodis
Lineage: Eukaryota; Metazoa; Platyhelminthes; Monogenea; Polystomatidea; Polystomatidae
Source: the annotation of a GenBank genome assembly
AUGCCAAUUGUGGCAGACAAGGCCUUACUGGCAUGUGCAAGCGGAUCAGAGUCGGCUCGGUUGGACAGUCUGCCCGGCCGCCAGACAACCAGACAGCUGGACAUCCAGCCUCAGGGUUGGCAAGUGGGGCGCUCAAGCGGCGGCGGAGGACAGCCGACUACCGUCAACUAUAUGGCAACCCAUAAAUCACACUGCCUUCCCCUUGAUUCUUCCACUAGUGGGGCAUCACUCAUCCAUCAUUGA